AUUUUAAGUCAUUUUUUAUUUUUUAUUUUGGCGGCUUCUAACCUCUGUAUGAUAGUACCACUACUGUGCUAGAUAGAUUUAGAGGUUGUCAGUAAGGCCGUAUGGUUCAGGUUUGUGGGGGAGUCGUUAUCCAUCCUGAUGAGGACCUGUGUGUGCUGUGUAAAUAAAUCCUGUGUGUGUGUGUGUGAUGUCUGUCAUUGUUGUCCUCAGGCCACCCAGCCCACCUCGCUGCUGCCGCCGCCGCCAGUGCGGAGAGGGAACGGGAGAGGGAGCGUGACCACCGUGAGCAGCAGGAGAAAGAGAGGGAGAAGGAAAGGGAAAGGGAACAGCGAGAGAGGGAGAGGGAACGGGAGCGGGAAAUGCGAGAACGCGAGCGAGAGAGAAACAAUGAAUACAUCCGCGGCGGAGGACCAGAGCAGCCAGGGCGGCCAGGGAGUCGAGGUUAUCUGCACCCGCCUUCCCCCUCGCUCAGGACGCAGGAUGUUGUGGUUCAGCAGCGGCCGAGCAUCUUCCAGGGCAAGAGUGUCAUCACCUCUCUGAUGCCUCAUUCAGCAGCAGCGACGGCAGCAGCACAGAGCAGCUCUCGCUACAGCACUGCAGCUGACGCUCUGGCCGCUCUGGUGGACGCCGCAGCCUCGGCCCCGCAGAUGGACGUGGCCAAGGUGAAGGAGAGCAAACACGAACGGGACGAGGACAUGGCGGCGGCUCGACGAGCAGCCAGCCUCUCCGAACAGCAGCAGCAGCAGCAGCAGCAGCAGGAGGCGGAGAGGCGAUCCAUGCAGUCCCCGUACAGUGCUAUGUCUCUGCCAGGGGGGAAGCCCCAUCCAGCUUACGCUGAGGGGCCCGGAGCCAAGGAUAAGGGCCCUCAGACCUCAAAGUCACGCAUCGAGGAGGAGCUACGGACUCGUGGAAAGACGACUAUCACAGCCGCUAACUUCAUCGAUGUCAUCAUCACCCGACAAAUAGCCUCGGACAAAGACUCACGAGAGCGAGGCUCUCAGAGCUCAGACUCCUCGAGCAGCU
This is a messenger RNA of Plectropomus leopardus (leopard coralgrouper), 1023 nucleotides long. NCBI's taxonomy places the organism in Eukaryota, Metazoa, Chordata, Actinopteri, Perciformes, Serranidae. The record is from RefSeq and is a predicted model, not a curated record.